This is a messenger RNA of Plasmodium adleri (nom. inval.), 5835 nucleotides long. Its product is annotated as conserved Plasmodium protein, unknown function. Lineage: Eukaryota; Apicomplexa; Aconoidasida; Haemosporida; Plasmodiidae. The transcript has a single exon. The coding region runs from base 1 to 5835 and encodes 1944 amino acids. The record is from RefSeq and is a predicted model, not a curated record.
AUGCAAAGUUUUGUUGAUUCAGAUUAUAAAAAAAGAACUAGUAGUAAUAAUGAAACUUCCGAAAGAUUUAUGAACUCAAUACAAAAUUGUGAUAAAGAAGAAAAGAGAAUAUUAGAAGAUGAAAAUGUGCAAAAGAACUUGUCAUUUAUUAAUAAUGAUAAUAUAUAUAAUAAAAAGUUAUCUAAUCAAUUGAAGACAAAUGAUAAUUAUAAUAAUAGUAAUAUGAAUACUCCUAUUUGUUCUGUAAAAUGUUUAAGCAAUAAAAAUAUUUCCAUGGAGAAUUUAAAUAAUGAAGAAUCAAAUACACAAAAAAAUUUAGAAGAGGCUGUAAAGAGGAGAAAAAAAAUUAAAGAAAUUUUAUUAGAAUAUAAUUCAUUAAAUUUGAGUUUAUCUAGUGAUAACAUAGAUAUAUCAAAAGAUAAAUCACCAAACAAUAAUAAUAAUAAUAAUAAUAAUAAUAAUAAUAGUAAUAGUAAUAAUGUAAUUGGAAAGGAUGAAUAUAAUCCUAUUGCUUAUAAAAAAAAUAUAUCUGAAGAAAAACAUUUUAAUACAAUAAAUGAUAAAAUAGCAAGUAAUUAUAAUUCAUAUAAUAAAUGCAGUAUUAAAAAUAAUGAUACGUUGAACUAUAAUAAUUACUCAAAUAAUAUAGAUAACAAUAUUCAUAACUUAAAAUCAAUAAAAAAUCGGGAUCUUCUAGAUAAAUCAUUAGUUUCGAAUGAUGAUGAAAUAGAUGAUUAUAAAACAUUUUUAACCUUAGAUAGCAAUCAAACAAUUUUUAAAAACAAACCACUUAAAGUGCCAGAUCUUUCUUUUUUAAAUAAUAGUAGCAGAACCUUUAGUAAUACUGAUUUUCUUCACGUGGAUAAAAAUAAUAAUAAUAAUGAUAACAAUAGAGAAGUUGAUAGUGAAGAACGUACUAAUUUUGUUAGGAAAAAAAUCAUUUAUGAACAAUUAGAUGGAUUAUCCUUCUGUUAUGAUAAUGAUAGUAAGAACUUUAAUUUUUCACCUGGACUCGAUGAUCAUGAUAAAUCAAUACAAUUUCAAAAAAACCACAAAACAGGUAAUAUAUAUGAAUGCAACAAUAAAAAUUAUCAUAUGAAUGAUAAAAAUUUGAACAUAUUUGAAUUAAAAAAAGAAAAUAAAAAUAAUAUAGUUAAGAAUUAUAUUAAAAUUAAUAAAGUUGAAAAUUCUAAUAUAGAACAGUUAAUUAAUAAUCAUAUGAAUAAUUCACAUAAUUAUAUCUUAGACAAUAAAAAGUAUGAUAUAGAUGGUAAAAAUUACAAUGUAGAUAAUAAUAUAAUAAAAAAAAUGCAUAAUACUAAAAAUUUAAAUAAUCCAACUGAUUAUAAUCGUAACUGUAGAAUUAUUUAUAAAAAUGCUUUUGAAAAUUUUCAUUAUAAUAAUAAAAAUACUAAUAUAAAUAGAGAUAAUAUAUAUUAUAAUAAUAAAGAAAUAGAAAAAGAUGUAGUAGUAGAAGGGAAAAAAAUAGAUUAUAUUAAUAAAUUUAAUAAUAGUAGUAGUAUUGUGUAUCCAUAUGAAUUAAAAUCUAAAAAUGCAAUAAUAUCAGAAAAUAUAUGUAAAAGUAAAAAUAAAAUAUAUGAAAAUUUGAAUUAUGCAAAUAUAGAAUAUAAUAAACCUACAUAUAAUAAAAACGAUUUUCCACAAGAUGAAGAAACUUAUUUAAAUUUUUCUUAUAUGAAAAAUAUAGAAAAAUUUAAAGAGUUAUUAAUAAAUGCUACUAGAGAUAAUUUAAAUGAAUAUAUCAAAUGUUUACAAAAUAUAAAUAAUAAAAAAUUAAAACAUUAUAAACAUUAUCUUAAACAAGUAAAUAAUUAUAAUAUUAGUCAAUAUUUUAAUAAAACAUUUAAUGUAUCUACAAAUGUAAAAAAUAUCAAAGAAUCUAAAUUACACAAAUCAGAUUCUUUUUCUUCAUUACCUAAAUCUAUCAAUGAAAGUGAUGAAUUAAGUACAACAACAUAUAGUGCAAAUAGUAGUAAUGAUAACAGUAUGAAUAAAUACCAUAAAAAUAAUUAUAAUAAUAUUAUUAUUGAUAGUAGUUGUUGUAGUAGUAGUAUUAGUAAUGAUAGCUUUUGUAGUAAUUUUACAAAUAAAAGUGUAACGUAUAGUAAUAAAAUGGAAAUUUAUAAAAACAAACGAAAAUCAAAUUUUAAUUCUACUAGUAUGUUAUUACCAUCAGUAAGUAAACAUGAAAUUAUUUGCCAUUCUGGAAAUAUUAAUAAUGAGUCUAGAUUAAAUUUAGUUUAUAAAAAUAUGAAAAAAGGAAUGUAUCAUAAUAAUAAAAAAAAUAGAUAUUAUUCUAGUUUUAAUAAUUUUACACCAAAACUACACAAAUUCAUAAUAAGGAAAAAUGAUUUUCCUUAUAUUAAAGAAAAAAAUAGUUUUAAUAGUUUGAAAAAUAUAAAUAAUGAAAAAAAAAAUAAAACAUAUAAAAUAAAUAAUAAUAAUAAUAAUAACAAACAUAUAGAUAGUAUAAAUUAUAUUAAAAAUAAUAUAUAUCCUUAUAAAAAUAACAAUAAAAACAAAAAAAGAAAUUUUUUUUUUUCUUUUAAUACAGAUUCUGAAGAUUAUAAUAAUAAAUAUUUAAACGAUUCUUCUUUUUCAAUGUUACGAAGUCAUUCCUAUGAAAAUCAUUUUAAGCAUAUAACAUAUGAUAAUCAUUUAAAUGAUCCAAAAAAAGAUUAUAUAAAAUAUAGAGAUAAUAAUAAUAAUAAUAAUAUUAGUAAUGAUAAUUAUUAUAAUAGUCAUUUUGGAAAUUAUAACCAUGAACUUAUUGAACAUCCAAAUGAUGAAAAAGAUGCAAAUGAAAAGUCAUAUAAUAAUAUGAAUAGAAAUAUAUUUUUUAAUAAAUUAGAAUCUUCAGAAAACGAAAAUGAAAAUAUUAAUUAUGGUAAAGUGGAUAGUAAAUGUUCAGAAACAUCAUUUCAUAAAAAUAAAAAUGAAAUAAUCAACCAACAUAUAAUGUGUAAUAAUUAUCAUGAUGGUAUGAAUAAGAAUAAAAUUUAUGAAAUGGUUCAUGCUAAUUUAAAUGAAUAUGAUACUUCAAAUAAGAAUUAUGAACUAAAGAAACAUAUUAUAAAUAAUAUGAAUAAUAAUAUAAAUAAUAUAAAUAAUAAUAAUAAUAAUAAUAAUAAUAUUUGUUUGUCCAACAAAAAUGAUUUUUCACAAAAUGAUGAAUAUCUAUUCAACAAAUCAAAUGACAAAGAAAUGUUUGUUAAUAUGAAUCAUGAAUCAGCCACAACUCUUUUAAAAAAAACAACAAUUAAUGAUAUAGAAUCUUCCAUAAAAAACGUUACCAACAAUUAUGAUAUAAAUGAUAUAUCCAUAAUAAACAAAAAAGAAGAAAAAUGUGAUAUGAAUGAAGAAAAGAUAUCUAAUGUAAAUUUCGAAGAAAACGAAUACAAAAAUUUUAUAAUAGAUGCUGAUUAUGAUUUAGUUGAAAAUAAAAAUAUUAAUGAUAUAUCUGAUGAUAACAAGACAAGUGCUGGAGAAGAUAAAAAUGAACAUGUUUCAUUCAUAAAUGAAAGAAACAAAGAAAAUCUCCAUAAUUCAUUAUUGUUUAACACAAAGGGGAAAAAUAUGGAAGAUAUAAUUGAUACUUUAAAUUAUAAUUCUCAAAAUGGUUCAAACAAUGAAGGGGAAUUAUAUAGAAAAAAUGAAAAAGAUGAUUCGAUUAUUAAUAUCAAUAAUAAUCCAAAUGAAAUAAAGAAAUGUUCACAAAGUGAUAUAAAAAGUGGAAUCAAAAAUGAUAAUAAGAAUAACACAGACAAUAAAUAUAUUUCAAAUGAAAUGCCAAGUAAUAUUCUAAAUGAUAUUCAAAAAGAGAUACAAAAAGAUGUUCCAAAUUUUAUGGAAUAUCAUAGUGAUCUUCCAUAUAAAAUGGAAGGUAAGGACAUUAGAGAAAUUAUGAAAAAUAAUAAAACACGAAUAGAAAAUUUGUAUGAUAAUGAAAAUAAUCAAAGUGAUCUCUGUUUAAGUGAAAAUACAAGUGAAUGGAAUUAUAGUAUAAAUAAUAAUUUAGAACAUAAAAAAAACACACCUCCAUUUUUUAACAUGUAUAAUAAUAUGAAUAAUUCAGAAAAGGAUGUUUCUUAUUCAAUUAAUUCAUAUAAGGAAGAAAAUACCAAUAAAAAUAUGAUCAGAUAUUCAUUUGAUAGUUUUAAUGAAGAAUUUGAAAAUCCAAUUUCAGAACCCACACCAGCAGCUUCUAUUUUUUCUUAUAUAAGUGUAAUGUCUCCAACAAAUGAAGUAUUAAAAGAGAAAAAUAUAUCUAAUAUGAAAAAUGAACAUAAGAAUAAUAUAAAAGAUAUGUUCAAUACAUCUAAUGAAAUGAACGAUGAAACUCUUAAAAAUGAUCAAUUGCAUUAUAAGAAUAAUCAGAAUUAUCAAAAUUCACCAAAUAAUGAAGAAGAAAAGAAACUAUAUAUUAACAGAAAACCAUUAAAUAAGUAUACUAAUUAUAUGGAUCAAUAUCAUAAAAAUAAUAUUAGUGAUGAAAAAUUAUUGAAUCCUAAUUUGUUUUCAAAAAGGGAAGAUAUCAGUAAUUAUAAUAAUGAUAAUUCACACAUUUCUGUAGAUAAUAACAUAACAAAUAUGUAUAAAUAUGAUAAUGUAAAUAAAAAGGAUAUAUAUAAUAUUUAUGAUACCUUAAGUGAAUAUAGUAUAGAUAAUAGAAAAAAAAGUAUUAAUAGCAUUGUAACGAAUAAAAUAAAUAGUUUAGAUAAAAAAUCAAUAAUAAUAAAUAAUAAUAAUAAUAAUAAAAAUAAUAGUAAUAGUAAUAAUUUAUUGGUACAUAACACCGAUUUGUUUAAUCAUCAUAAUAAUAAUAAUUUUAUAUUAUCGAAAACUAAUAAUUCAUCAGAAAAUUUAAGAACGAGCUUAAAAUUAUUAAAAGAUUCCAAUUUGAUAAAUUAUAAAAAGAACGUAAAUUCAGAUAUUGCACAUAGAGUUGUAAAUACAUUAGAAAUUAAACAAGUAAAAAUAAAUACAAAACAAGGUGUUUUUGAAAUAACAGCUGAAGGACAAGUUAUGUUUACCUUUUUAGGGAGAUCCGAAAUAAAAGACUAUAAAAAUGUGAGAAAAAAAAAUAUGAAUAUAGAUAUAUCAAAACCAAGAAAAUUAUUAUUUAUAAUUGAAAUUGAUGGAAUUAAUAUACACAUAAAAGAUGUUUUAAUGAAUAUUGUUCUUGACUUUUAUAAUAUAUUUGAAGAAGAAUUACCUAAAGCACAUAAAGCAAGAUAUGAAUAUGCAUAUAAUGUAGUGGAAACUUUAAAAAAACAUACACCAAAAGUAUCCUUAAUCAAAAAAUGGUUUGGUAUAUAUAAUUUAAUGAGUAAUGGAAGUACUCCUGAUUUUAUUGCUGUAUUGAAUAAUAAUAUUUUUAUUGAAAAAAUUGAAAUUAAAAAUAAUAAUGUUACAUUCAUUUUAAAAGAUCAAAAUAGCAUAACAUUACAUAUUGAUGAUUUAAAUGCAGUUACUACAAACAUUAAUAGAAAAAUCAAUGAAAAGAAAGAAAGAAAUGUAGGAGAUGAACAUGAUUCACUAUUUAAAGAAUUCAUAGAAGAUAAUGAAGAUAUCAAAAUUGUUUUAAUGAAUAUACAAAAAAUGUUAAAAAAGACAGGAAUGUCUAUUGAUAUUAUUAUCCAAAAUUGGUGUAAUACUUUACAAGCUUAUUCAUACUGUCUUAGUUUAUUAACAAAAGGAAAUACAGAAUAUACCAUGAAAAUAAAAAAAACAUUAGCACAUAUAACAGAAAAAACAGAAUUACAUAAAAGAAAUAUAUAUUUUUCUAUAUUCCCAUUGAUAAUAGAAGAAUAA